ACAAUCAUUCUGGCGCCUUUUUAGCACUGGCAGCUCUUCAACACUAUAGAGCACUUUCGUCUGACCGGAGUAACAAAGCGAAGAAACAUUAAAGUUAAUAAUGUCGACGCUUGAAUUGUGUGAAAAGUUCUUUGAGACCCGUGAUGUGUACAAGCUGAUGGGCAUUGCAAAAGAUGCCAAAGAAAAAGAUAUCAAAAAGGCGUACCACAAACUCUCACUGUUGGUGCACCCCGACCGAGUACCCGACGCUCAAAAAGACGAAUCAACGGAGAAGUUCAAAGUGCUCUCUAAAAUUUACCAGGUGCUAACCGACUCACAGAAGCGCGCAGUCUAUGACGAGCAGGGCAUCAUCGAUGACGAUGACGAGGGCAAGCUCACUAACUGGCUUGACUUGUGGAGCAAGAUAUUCAAGCCGCUGUCCGAAGAGGACAUUAGCAACUACGAGAAAGAAUAUGUCGGCUCUGAGCUGGAGCGUGCAGAUAUUAAGAAGGCAUAUCUGGGUGGCAAGGGCUGUAUAAACUACAUCAUGAAUCAUGUGCCGUUCAUGAAAGUCGAAGACGAACCCCGCUUCAAAGAGAUUGUGGCCAGCAUGAUUGCAUCCAAUGAGGUGCCCGAGUACAAGAUCUUCACAGAGGAGCCAGCUGCUAAGCGUAAUAAACGCCACAAGAAAUAUGCUCGCGAAUCGAAAGAGGCGGUUAUUAUCAAGGAGCGCAUUCAGCGCCGUCGCGAAAAGGACGCUGAGGCGGAGCAAGAAAUGUCGGGCGAUGGAAAUUUAGAGCAAAUGAUAUUGGCGCGCAAAAAUCAACGCGAAUCGAAUUAUAAUUCACUAAUGGAUCGAUUGCUCGAGAAAUAUGCCGGUGAAGAUGAUUCCGACACAGUUGACUUUAGCACAUUCGACAAGAAGAAGAAGCUGAAGGCAAAGACCCCGUCAAAACAUACACAGAAGUCGGCAAAGAUAAAUAAUGUGAAGAAGGGUCGGGUGGAGAAGCCAAGAGCUUAAAUGUAUUUGUAGUUUUAUUAUCUCAAAAUUCGUUUAGUUUUAAUUAUAUUUACAGAUAUUUACUGAUAAUAAUAAUAAAAAUAAAUACAUCAAAAAUAAAAUAAA
Drosophila mojavensis is the source of this 1105-nucleotide messenger RNA. RefSeq names its product J domain-containing protein CG6693. The transcript has a single exon. Gene Ontology annotation, cellular component: nucleus; cytoplasm. Bases 101 to 1000 code for a protein of 299 amino acids. The record is from RefSeq and is a predicted model, not a curated record. Gene Ontology annotation, molecular function: heat shock protein binding. Lineage: Eukaryota; Metazoa; Arthropoda; Insecta; Diptera; Drosophilidae.